UAACCUCAGCAGUGAACUGUUUAAAAAGGAUUUGAUAACUCCAGUGUUCAAAGUCCGCGAGUAUGCUCUGAAUAUUAUUUACAGGGAUCACAUUUGAUCCAGUAAGAGAUCAUGGAACAGCGAGAGCUGCCUGGGCUUCUGGUUAAUGAAGUGGGGGGUGUACUUGGUGUGCUGGAGGCCUAUGUGGACUUCCUGAAGAAAUACUUUCACCUUAUCACCAUGAAGAAAUUUCUCAAAAACAAAAACCAUUUGAGCAAAAAGGUCCAAGCUAUUUAUGUGUGGUGGCAAAAACCCAUCAUUGACCGAGAACUCCUCGAGAGUCUGCCCAACUUGAAGGUGAUUGCAAAUUCAGGUGUCGGAAUUGAUCACUUGGAUUUGAAACUAAUCUCUAGCUUUGGAGUGAAAAUGGCUAAUGCCCCAAAUGCUGUUUCCAGCUCCACAGCAGACACUGGAAUGGCCCUGCUGCUGGCAUCUGCUAAAAGACUAGUGGAAGGUUGUCAGAUUGCAGUUUCCCCAAACACUGAAUAUUUUGCUGCUGACUGGAUGGGAGAUGAAGUUACAGGGGCUACUCUUGGUAUCAUUGGAAUGGGCAGGAUUGGGUAUAAGAUUGCACGGAGGGCCAAAGCUUUUGAAAUGAAAAUUCUGUAUCACAACAGGAACCGGAGAACCGAGGAAGAGGAACGGGCUGUUGGUGCCACUUAUUGUACAAAGAUAGAAGACUUGCUCCAGCAGUCAGAUUUUGUGAUGCUGGUCGUGAGCCUGACACCGCAGACAUGUAAACUGAUUGGGAAAAGGGAACUGGAGUGGAUGAAACCCACUGCUACUCUCAUUAACAUCAGCAGAGGUCCAGUGGUAGACCAAAAUGCACUGGUGGAAGCUCUUCAGAAUGGUGUUAUCAAGGCUGCAGCUUUGGAUGUCACUUACCCUGAACCUUUGCCCAGAGAUCAUCCAUUAUUAAAACUAAAGAACAUUCUCAUAACUCCUCAUCUUGGUGUUAAAACAGACAAGGCCACUCGCAUGAUAACGGAGGAAGCAGUUGCAAAUAUACUGGCAGCUCUUAAUGGUCUCUCUAUCCCCAAUGAAGUAUUUCCUUAGUUGGGAGAUAUUAAAGGGCAUCACAGCUAUAAAAAAAC
Molecule: messenger RNA, 1133 nt
Organism: Pelodiscus sinensis (Chinese soft-shelled turtle)
Lineage: Eukaryota; Metazoa; Chordata; Testudines; Trionychidae
Cellular component (GO): cytosol
Molecular function (GO): NAD binding; glyoxylate reductase (NADPH) activity; hydroxypyruvate reductase [NAD(P)H] activity
Source: RefSeq, a predicted model, not a curated record